UCACAUCCCUCCAAUAACUUUUCCAUUUGUCUCCUUCGAAUUCGAAGAACACCUGCUCCAUUUUCGGCUUUCGUCAAUCUGUUGCGGUUGAUCUGGAAAACAUAUCUACAUACAUGGACAGGAUAGUUGGGGGAAAGUACAAACUCGGGCGUAAGAUCAGAAGUGAAUCCUUCGUUACAGUUCAUCAAGCGACGGAUGUUAAUACGCUUGAAAUCGUCGCCGUCAAGAUCGAGAACAAUAAGAAAAGACAUCCAGAACUUCGAUAUGAAGCCAAGUUAUACGAUACUCUUCUGCGAGGACGUGGUAAGCGUGGUAUACCUGGCAUAAAAUGGUCUGGUGUAGAUGGAGAAGAUAACAUUUUGGUAAUGGAUUUGCUGGGACCAAGUCUUGAGGACCUGUUUGUCUCAUGUGGGAGAAAAUUUCAAUUGAAAACAGUCUUAAUGUUGGCUGAUCAAAUGAUAACGAGAAUCGAAUAUGUUCAUUCCAGAGGGAUUUUGCAUCGUGAUAUCAAGCCUGGUAAUUUUCUUAUGGGUAUGGGUGAAAAAGCAAGUGAGGUUUAUAUUAUCGAUUUUGGGGUAGCUAAGAGAUUUUGGGAUUUAAAUCGACAUAUCCCUUACAGGGAGAACAAAAAAGCUAUAAUUGGAACAUUACAUUUUGCAACUUGCAUUGCACAUCUUAAAAUUGAGCAAAGCCGACGUGAUGAUUUAGUAUCUCUUGGAUAUGUACUUCUAUAUUUUCUCAGAGGAAGCCUUCCAUGGCAGGGUCUAAAAUAUCGAACAGCGAUGCAGAAGCAUGAGAAAGUAUGUGAGAUGAAAUCAUCAACUCCAAUUGAGUCAUUGAGAUUUGACGAACGGCCUGAUUAUGGAUUUUUGAAACGUCUAUUCCAAGAAUUAUUCACUCGUGAAGGGUUUGAAUUUGAUUACAUCUAUGAUUGGACAAUUCUUGAUCAACUGUCACAAAACAGUAAAACUCAGCCACAUGUAUUGCCAGCUCAUGGAGAAAGCAGCAGUGCAGCCGCUUCGAAAAGAUAUGGAAAAACAUCUAGAUGAGUUAUAAACAGAUCGGAUGAGGUCAAACACUGUUGCAAGUGAAUGCAACUAAAAUCACCAAUCAACAUACAAUGCUCAUAACAAUCUUCCCAAGUGAAAUUUGACUCGUCUACUUCUAGUCCCUAAAGUGUAAUUAUGUUUCAUGUUCAGUCCCUGGACUGUGUGCAUCUGUUUAAGUCCAUGCUAAAUGACCACUUUGUCCUUGUCUACUUAUGAGAAAUCUGAAAUAAAUGCAAC
This is a messenger RNA of Lactuca virosa, 1286 nucleotides long. NCBI's taxonomy places the organism in Eukaryota, Viridiplantae, Streptophyta, Magnoliopsida, Asterales, Asteraceae. The record is from the annotation of a GenBank genome assembly.